AUGCAGUCUUACGCGCACAACAAGGGUAACUAUGUCUACGUACGCCGCAAGCGCACAAGAUCGGUCGAAGUGCGCCGUGCAGACAAUUUCCACCCCCAUCCAUCAUCCUCUUUAUCGCCAGAGGAACGCAUCUUGCAUUACGUUGGCGAGGAGCGCACCCGCGUCUGCCGUUGUCAUGAUCCGGGACGACAUGCCGAGAGGACGUCCACCGUAGCAUGCGAAUCGAGGCAUCUGAGCGCCAGCAUAAUGCUGUAUCUAAACCGCCACGGCCUUGAUUCCUGCGCUUUUGCCGAUUUCCGGGAGUACCGCGCACGCCGAGAAGCUAAGUGGGCGAUGGAGGGCGUGUAUGUUGAAGAUUUCCACUAUACCAGCCAGGACAAAGACUUCGUAUGCCGCUGUUUACAGCCUAGGAAGCAUAGCUAUGGCGCGCCACGCCAUCCUGAGAUCGUAGAGCAGUGUGCGGAAUUCUUCUGUAUGCACAAGGACAGAAACACUGUUACGAAAGACCAGUGGAAGGGCGUGAAUGGCGACACGCCCCCAGCAUACUCAGCCAGUGUAGACUUGAAAAUCAAUUACGCGCGCAGAUCGCGACCAAGCUCAUCCGGACAUGCUGGGGGGAAGGCUAAGCCACGAGCCUCGCUGGAGACGGUGAUGCGCGAUACCGCUGAGCGUAUAGCUUCAAAUAUUCCAGGCCGUCGUCGUCGCGCUUCGACUCCAGCACGGGAGCCAGAUAUGCCGCCUCAAGUAUGGCAGAAGGCUCGUCCAUCCAUUUUAGUAUCUCGACCCGAAAAUUCUUCGCGUGAUAGCACGCCCAUGGGCUCGGCUCCCCCAUCUACGCGCGCAGUCUCACCGGCAGUGUCGUAUAGACGCGCUCAGCGGGCAGACUCAAUGUUCAAUGCGUCUUCGGUCUAUGCAGGCGCCCAGGCCACGAUGGGUAUGUUUCCCGGAAGCCAUCCAGAUCCAAGUGCUCCAACGGCUGGAAAAAUGCUGGAUGUGACUGGUCUCGAACAGCUACUACCGUCGACCUUCUACGUGAACGGCGAAAGGUCGAACUCCUACGGUCUCAAUGCUUCAGCGGCUCAUAGACCAGUGGCAGAACUUCCUGCACGUAGAUCGCCGGUUGAACUUUCCGCUCGUAGGUCGCCUGUCGAACUUCCAGGUAGGCCUGCACGCCAACGGCAUACUGCAACACUAAAGAAGCUUGAAGGUCGAACUUCAGAUACGAUAUCGGAGUUGGAAGCCAAGGCCAAACGCUUCAGCGUUCGGUAUACAGAGACACCCACUAGUACGUCUAAUCCUGCACACGAGACCGCCCGACUAAGCUCACGAUUCCAUCAGGCUUCCGACACCACAAUGUCUUCACUUCCUAACCAGGAGGGUUUCCUUUCGCGUUAUGCUGUGCCAAAUUCUUGGAAAGACCCUACGCCUACUGGAAGUUGCCAGUUGUGCUUCAAGUCUUACCACGACGCAGAGAAGAAUCCUGUCAUAGAACCUCCUUGCGGUUGCUCCAUGCAUGAUCGAUGUCUCAUGGAUAAUCUGCGCACGCUUGAUGAGAAAGUCGGCAGGUGCCCAAUAUGCCAGGUGUACUUGUGCAAGCGAAGUUUAACCGAACGCAUCGGCAAUGACAUCGAACAGAUCUUCGAGUUGCAAGUCAAUCCAUUACGAGAGGAGGCCACCCUCGAAUUCCCACAGCGAAGCAAGGGUAUAAUAUGUAGUACCGAGGAGGGCGUUGCUGUCACGCAACUUCGACUACUCAAGGACUACGUCAAUGUCCAUGCCGAAGAGAUCUUUCGUCUAUGGGAAGGUAAUCGUGCAGAGCCCGACUGGUUUGGAGGAGUAGUACGUCCUGCCGUCCAACUCUUUCAGGGAUGGAAUCCUGCUAUGCGAAGCCGCUUCUUUUCAAAUGAGGACGCUUUCCUCAAGCUACUCGCCUGGGCGGAGCUGGCGCGCUUGAUGAACAUCAGCUGUGCGAAGAAGAAACAGUCCCAGGGUACCGAUGCACAGUUCCCGCGAUUGGGAGAGCUACACCGUAAGUUUUUAAAGGCCGUAGAGCGAUACAACAAAGAGAAAAUAUCCUGGGAUACGAGUCGCUCUGGUGUUUAUGAACACGACAGGAUCGCGAUGGAUGCCGUCGAGAUCGCAAUGAACACUCAAGUGCCGUAG
Molecule: messenger RNA, 2163 nt
Organism: Alternaria rosae
Lineage: Eukaryota; Fungi; Ascomycota; Dothideomycetes; Pleosporales; Pleosporaceae
Exons: 2
Coding region: 1-2163 (720 amino acids)
Source: RefSeq, a predicted model, not a curated record